CAGGCUAUUUUGGCUACUUCAUUUUCCUGAGGAGACUUUUUUUGGUUCCAUAAAUAUUCAUGUGGUGACUCCCAGACAGAACUCCGAUAUGACAAAACUGUUGGCUACAGCCUUAAUGCAGUGGAAUUGAAGGGACUGAAAGGAGCGUAUCUGAUUCGUUGCAAUGACUUCAAACCUCCACCACAUCCACGGUAAGUGGAUGCAAGCGAGCAUUCGUGUCCCCCAACCAGAGCUGGUGGCAGUGUGUAGCAGCGAGGACUGGGAAAGUGACCUCUCCCAAUUCACAGAGACCCAUGAGCACCAGAGCAGUCGGGCAACAUUGAUCCAGCUACCCUCGCGUCAAAGCCAUUUUUCUAUGCCUUACGCAGAACAUCUUCUAAAAUGAGAAAAUAAAGUAAUAGGAUGCAGAAUAUGUCUGUGUGAGGACUUUGAGACACCUUUCGUCAGAGACUCUGAUUCGAUUGGAAAAAGAAGCCAGGGUGAUCAGCGGCCAGCAGAGUGACUUUUCUCAGACCAUGGACAACAGGUCCUGUCUGGCCCCACAGGACAUGGUGGCCACCGUGCUGCCUCCUGUCAUGAUAGUGGAGUUCCUGCUGGGGCUGCCGGGGAACGUCAUGGCACUGUGGAUCUUCUGCUGCCACCUGCAGGCCUGGAGGUCCAACACCGUCUACUUGGUGAACCUGAUGAUGGCCGAUUUCCUGCUGCUAGCCGGGCUGCCCCUUCGCAUCGACACUCUGCUGCGUGGGGAGAACUGGGUCUUCGGUGACUCCCUGUGCCGCAUCAACCUCUUCAUUCUGACAGUCAACCGCUCGGCAAGUAUCAGCUUCAUGACCAUCGUGGCAGUCGACCGUUACUUCAAGGUGGUCCACCCGCACCACCCAGCCAAUCGGAUGACGGCCCGGCAGGCAGGCCUGGUGGCUGGGGCGGUGUGGGCGGCUGUGGUUCUGGUGCGCGUCCCGCUCCUGUCGAACCGCCUCCUGUGGAACCAUGGCAACCAGACCCUGUGCCGCAGCUUCAGCUCCGGCUGGGCGCUGUCGGCGGGGAUGUGGCUGCACUACGUCAUGUACUUGGUCGAGUUCUUCCUGCCUUUCCUCCUGCUGGUCUUCUGUGCCACACGCAUCGUCUGCACCCUGCGGCUGCGUGGGCUGGACCGGGGGCUGCAGGGGCGGCAGGUGCAGCGGGCGGUGCGGGUGCUGCUGCUCAUCGUGGCCGUGUUCACCCUCUGCUUCCUCCCAGGCGUGGCCAUUUACCUCACCGGCCUCAUCGUCAGCUGGCUCUGGCCCCAGGACUGCGAGGCCUACCUGCUGCUCGCCCAGCUCUUCAGCUUGUCCCUCGGGUUCACCUACCUGAACAGCGCCCUAGACCCACUUAUCUACUGCUUCUCCAGCUCCACCUACCGCGAUGGCCUGAGGACCUCCAUAAAUGCAGUGGGCUUCUUCAGGUUGAACCUGGGACAUAGGGGCAGUGCAGCCAGUGUCAGGCGAGAGAAUCAACCACCUUCAUGAAAAUCUCCCCACCUUCCAACAGCUUAGAGGUAUGUUCCAUCUGGACAACCACAGACUUGGGUGUGUUCCAAUACUCAAAUAAUGUAUCCUGCAUUCCUCCACUACCACCUCCUCUCCUCCAUGUCCCACAAACCAAUCUUUGUCCUCUCUCUCCAGUAUCUCGAUAUUGGAGGAGAUGAGUGACGCAGCUUCAAACUCAACUCUACGCCUCCUCCAGCGAAGGAUACAUCGAUGUAUGCUGCCGAAGAAGUCUCUUUAUAUUUUUAGGUGACAUCAUCAUGCUCAUGCCCACUGGGAUAGAAAGACCAUCCCACAGAAUCUGACACAAUCCAAACCCUUGAAAGCGGAGAUGGCAGAGAAAUUGCAUUUUCCCCAAUUACGCAAUAUAUGUAUUAUUUGUUUGUGGUUCAGUAGGUUAUCACACAUAGUGUCCUACCAAAAAGGAUUGGCAACUAUGGAUAAUAAAAUGUUAGUUUCUGUGGCUCAUAUCCUACAGACAAAUUCAGUAAUUUAAGACAGGCAAGAAGGUUUAUUUAUUUGCUUAUACGUAAAUGUUAGAUAAGCAAGCAUAAUUUUGAACAUGAAUACGCAUGUCAAUGUAAGACAGGCAAGCAGGUUUAUUAAUCUGCUUGUACAUGAAAUGUUAGAUAAACAAGCAUGACUCUAAACAUAAAUAAGCAUGGCAGCUCCCAUUAAUUCAGUGUGUGAAUACGCAUGAAUUAAUUUAUUCAACCAACCAUCUCCAAAGGUCGUAUUUAUUACCGACAAAUUUGAUUUCAGAUGUUACAGUGGAAAAUAAUUGUUUUUCAGUGUGAAGACUGAAUAUUGGGAAACAAUAACACAUAAUAUGAAGUGACAUCUGUUUCACUAGUACACAAAUGUUUCUGAAUUAGUCUAUGUGAGAUGGAAUGUGCCGGCAAUGUAGGCUGUCACACUAUAGCUAGGUGAAUUAGCCCUGUGUAUGUUCAGAUAUCGGGCACAUUGGGAUUCUGGAAUUACAGUCAAUUGUUUUUAUACUAUGAGAUGUUUACUCUUAUCUAAUGUUUCCAAUUACAUAUUAGUGUCUUGGUGCAAACAGCAAUAUCAAAUUCAAUUUUGUAGGCUACUGGAGCAAUUACUUGUACUUCCAGAUUUAGAAGGGCUGCCCACGUGUAAGAUUGGUGAUUGG
Messenger RNA from Anguilla rostrata (American eel), 2673 nucleotides. Its product is annotated as hydroxycarboxylic acid receptor 2-like. The transcript is spliced from 3 exons. Lineage: Eukaryota; Metazoa; Chordata; Actinopteri; Anguilliformes; Anguillidae. Gene Ontology annotation, molecular function: G protein-coupled receptor activity. The coding region runs from base 516 to 1505 and encodes 329 amino acids. Gene Ontology annotation, cellular component: plasma membrane. The record is from RefSeq and is a predicted model, not a curated record. Gene Ontology annotation, biological process: G protein-coupled receptor signaling pathway.